Uncinocarpus reesii 1704 is the source of this 1062-nucleotide messenger RNA. RefSeq lists its product as uncharacterized. The coding region runs from base 1 to 1062 and encodes 353 amino acids. The transcript has 3 exons. NCBI's taxonomy places the organism in Eukaryota, Fungi, Ascomycota, Eurotiomycetes, Onygenales, Onygenaceae. The record is from RefSeq and is a predicted model, not a curated record. Gene Ontology annotation, molecular function: zinc ion binding.
AUGUCGGGGCGGGGCCUGUUUCUGAACGGCGAAUGGCUCUGCGAUUGCAUUCCACGCCAGCCUGCGGUGCAUCUUCAAACGAGCAAUGGUGGGCCGAAUGACGGACGAUGGUUCUACAAGUGCCCCAAAUCGCAGCGCAACCGAUGCCGAUUCUUCCUCUGGGAGGAUGAAGCCAGCCGACGUGUGGGACGGACUGCGACGGGGAACCCAAAGCCAGAGCCUCGAAACGCGCAGAACCAAAAUCCCCGGACACCAACCAUUUCGCGAGUGAGGGAAAUCGCUCCGACAGGUUUGCCGACGCCCGAGACGGGUCAGAGGAAGAGAACUCGAGAUGGCGAUGAUGUUGCCGCUCAGAGGGAAGAGAGUCCGAGUAAAUCACGGCGUGUCGAGUUGCGCAAAGCUAGUUCGUUUCUGACGAAUUGGGAGGUGAUGGUGAUGAUACCGAUGAUAAAUCCCUUUGGAUGGGGCGAUGAAAUGGAUGGGGAAGCGGUUGAGUUGAUAGCGAGCCGGGAAAAGACUGAGCACAUUGCGCGACCUUCUACACCGGAAGCACAGCUUGAUAACCGGCCAGAGCUUGGAGGGUCGAAGGAACAUACUGUCCCAAGGAACCAUUAUCCCCAGCCAUCACUGCCCAUGCCUCAACCGUCUGCGAUGCAGCCUCCGCCUAUAUCCCUUCCACCCAACCAGGCAAAUCCGCCUCCGACGCCGACACCAGUCCGUUUCACACCCACGCCACUUUUCAAUAGACAUAUAAGCCGCUCACCGCGUCACGAAUCACAGUGCCAACUCGUCAGCCAGACGCUCGCGCUUCUGGAGGCUCAUCGCGUUUUUAUCUCCGAAGGCACCAAACGCGAACUGAUAAAUCUUCUAGAAGUGUUUGAUUUGCGGACAGAGGGGAUCAUCAAGGGGAGAGAUAUUUCUCGAAUGGCGAUCAAGACGAGAGACGCGAAGAUCCAGGAGCUUCUGGGGAGAAUUGAAUGUUUGGAAGCGGAACGAGAAACAUGGCGAGCUGGAGCGGCGAAAGAGGGGGCUAACGCAGGCUCGAACUUGGAUGGAGCAUAG